Dentiscutata erythropus is the source of this 137-nucleotide messenger RNA. The record is from the annotation of a GenBank genome assembly. Lineage: Eukaryota; Fungi; Glomeromycota; Glomeromycetes; Diversisporales; Gigasporaceae.
UACAAGGGAUAACUUCUGAAAAUACAGUCGAUUUAAUUCCUCAAAUGAUGAAAAAUAAUCUCUCUCUCGUAGAUUUUAAGCAUUUUGAAAAAAGAGGUCCAAUUGGUGCUUGGGGUGGUCAAUAUGGUUCUUUGUAA